Molecule: messenger RNA, 1584 nt
Organism: Canis lupus familiaris (dog)
Lineage: Eukaryota; Metazoa; Chordata; Mammalia; Carnivora; Canidae
Product: basic salivary proline-rich protein 1-like
Exons: 6
Coding region: 1-1584 (527 amino acids)
Source: RefSeq, a predicted model, not a curated record
AUGGCCCCGGGUCCGGUGGCGGAGCAGGUGGCUUCCAGGGGCCGGCGUCCCGGAGACGCGGUGGCCGUGAUGGGCAGGGGCGACCAGAGCCACUGGUGUCCGCGCCCCCGCGGGCAGCAUCUCCCCGCAGGAGCGGAGCCCCCGACCAGUGACCCCCCGGUGGCUUCCUCUUCCUCCGUCCCGUCCUCGGCGCCCCCGCCCGGGGCUGCUCACUGCCUCGUGGCCGAGGUCCUGGGGCCGGCGCGGUCCCUGGUGCGGUCCCUGGCGGCAGGCGAGACGCCCGGAGCGACGACCAGACGAGGGGACGGGCACCAGGACAGCCAAAGGCCAACCGAGGGUCGUGGCCUCGCGCCGCCAGACCUCCCGCCCGGCCGAGGGGCGGGGGCCCUGGGGGAGCCGCUGGCGCCCGCCCCGCCGGAUUUGCGCCCCAACCUUCCCACCCUCGUAACCAAAAUAAAGUCCGGUCGCUGCGAGGUCCCGGCCCCCAAACGCCAGACGUGGGCCGAGGAGCGCUGGAAGGCGCCCGCCCCGCCCGCCCGCGCAACUGCUGCUCCGGAGACGGUGACCUUUCCUCCGGGGCCAUCUGUCAUCCCGGCGGCGGCGGCGGGAGCCGCGGGGCCCAGCUGCUCCGGGGAAGGGGCCGCCCGCUGUCCUCCCGGCUGGCGGCGUAGACCUCUCCUCCUCCGACCCUCCCGGCGCCGGACACGUGCAGGGGCCGCAGGGAGGGCGGGGGCCGGGCGGGGUGGGCAGGCGGGGCGCUCGGCCGACGCCCCCCAGCCAGGCCCUGCGGGCACAAGGGGCCGCGCCGCCUGUCGUCAGCCGCCUCCUCCGCCCCCGGGGCUGCCCGAGGCGGCCCCUGGCGAACUCUGGGCGCAGGACCGGCGCCCGGGGACCGAGGGGCGGCGCGAGCCCAGGCCCCCGCCCCCUCGGGCCGCCCCGCGGGGCCUGCCAGGCAGGGCUGGUCAGCUGCCAAGCCGCCGGGGCCAACCGCCCGCCGCGGAGCCUGCCGCCUGCCAGUCAGGAGGGCCCGGGCCGCCAACCGCCUGUCACCACCCGGGCCAACUGUCACUCGGAGGCCGAAGUCCCGCUCUGGGAGCUCAGGACGGCCCGUCGGGCAGGCCCAGGGGCGACUCAGGGGUCCGCCGGGGGUCGUGCUGGUGGCAGCUGCCUCGCUACCCAGCCUCCUUCCUGCUCUCCUCCGCCCAGGGCACCCAUCGCGCGGCGGGGGACCCACCCGGUCCCAGCUCUCGGUCCACCAGGGUCAGCGGGCUCGAGUCCCUUCCAGCUCCCGGCUGCUCCCGGCUAGGCCAGCACCCCGGGGACCCCGUGGGGCUGAGGAGAUGGGCGUCAGGCCAGAAAGCCCUCCUGCCCCCCCACCCCCGGCGCCGGGCGGCCAUCGUGGCCCUUGGGGGCAUGGGGCCUCCUCUGCCCCCACGCCAGGCUGCCCACGGCUACCCCAGGCAGGGCUCUGCGCAGGGUCCCCCGUGUGACCUCCCCAAGCAGGAUCCGCCAGGGACGCUGCCAGACGUCCCCCGCUGUGCCCAGGACGUCCCCCGACAGCCGGCUCCACCCAAGCCCCAGUAG